UGGUCAGGCAGCCCCGGCCCCGGCCCAAGUCCUGUCCGCGCUCCGGAAGGGCGCCCCCCCGCCACGUGGGACCCGGUCUCCACGAGAGGCAACAUCCUGCACCUGGCUGGGAGGGACUCGGACGAGACCUGGGACACCAGGACGCCAAGGAUGGACACCAACAGGGGCCUCCCAGCCAUCGAGAGCCACAGGGACCUCCACAUAUGGAUCACUGAGGACCUGAAGAUGGUGCCGGUCCCCGAGCGGGCUUAUGGGAACUUCUUUGAGGAGCACUGCUACAUCGUCCUGCACGUCCCCCAGAGCCUGAAGGCCACGUCGGGGGUGCCCAAAGACCUGCACUACUGGGUCGGGAAGGAGGCAGGUUUGGAGGCGCAGGGUACGGCGGGCUCCUUCGUGCAGCACCUGCAGGAGGCGCUGGGUGGUGCCACCGUGCAGCACCGCGAGGCGCAGGGCCACGAAUCCGCCUGCUUUCGCAGCUACUUCCGCCCUGGAAUCAUCUACCGGAAGGGAGGCCUGGCCUCUGCCCUCAAGCACGUGGAGACCAACGUGUACAACAUCAAGCGACUGCUGCGCAUCAGAGCAGGGAAGCACGUGUCAGCCAGCGAGGUGGAGCUCUCCUGGCACAGCUUUAAUAAGAGUGACAUCUUCCUGCUAGACCUGGGCAAGAUGAUGAUCCAGUGGAAUGGGCCCAAAACCAGCACUGCCGAGAAGGCGCGGGGCCUGGCCCUGACCCGCAGCCUCCAGAACAGGGAGCGUGGUGGCCAUGCACAGAUUGGCGUGGUGGAUGAUGAGGCUGAAGCCACUGACCUCAUGCAGAUCAUGGAAGCUGUGCUGGGCUGCAGAGUGGUCAAUCUGCACACCGCCAUGCCCAGCAAGAGUAUUGACCAACUGCAAAAGGCCAAUGUCCGCCUCUACCAUGUCUACGAGAAGGGCAAGGAUGUGGUGAUCCAGGAGUUGUCGACCUGCCCUCUGGCCCAAGACCUACUGCAGGAGGAGGACUGCUACAUCCUGGACCAGGGUGGUUUCAAGAUCUACGUGUGGCGGGGAUGCAUGACUAGCAUCCAGGAGAAAAAGGCUGCCUUCAGCAGGGCUCUGGGCUUCAUCCAGGCCAAGGGCUACCCGAGCUACACCAAUGUGGAGGUGGUGGACGAAGGCGCCGAGUCGGCCGCGUUCAAGCAGCUCUUCCGAUCGUGGUCUGGGAAGCAGCGCAAGAACAAGCACCUCCGCGGAAUGGGUAAAUUACUUCAGGUGAAACUGGACGUGGGCAAGCUGCACAGCCAUCCUGAGCUGGCGGCCCAGCUCAGGAUGGUGGACGACGGCUCUGGGAAGGUGGAGGUGUGGUACAUCCAGGACUCAUGCAGGCAGUCCGUGGGCCCCACGCAUCACGGACAGUUGUGCGCAGGCAACUGCUACCUUGUUCUCUACACAUACCAGAAGAUGGGCCUCGUCCAGUACAUCCUGUACCUGUGGCAGGGCCUCCAGGCCGCCUCACAUGAGAUCAAAGCCCUGAAGGGCAACGCCGAGGAGCUGGACCUCCAGUACCACGGAGCGCUGGUGCAGGAGCACGUGACCAUGGGCAGCGAGCCCCCUCACUUCCUCGCCAUCUUCCAGGGCCAGCUGGUGAUCGUCCAGGGGAGCGCUGGGCACAAUGGGAAGGGGCAGCCAGAGUCUGCCACAAGGCUCUUCCACGUACGAGGCACCGACAGCUACAACACCUGGACCCUGGAGGUGCCAGCCCGUGCCUCAGCCCUCAACUCCAACGACAUCUUCCUGCUGGCCACAGCUGGCCUCUGCUACCUCUGGUUUGGGAAGGGCUGCAGCGGUGACCAGCGUGAAAUGGCACGGACAGUGGUCACCGUCAUCUCCAGGAAGGACAAGGAAAUGGUGCUGGAGGGUCAGGAGCCUCCCCACUUCUGGGAGGCCCUGGGGGGCCGGGCGCCCUACCCCAGCAGCAAGAGGCUCCCCGAGGAUGUGUCCGACUUCCAGCCACGACUGUUUGAGUGCUCCAUCCAGACGGGCCCCCUGGUCCUCACGGAAGUGGUGUUCUUUAGCCAAGAGGACCUGGACAAGUAUGACGUCAUGUUACUGGACACCUGGGAGGAGAUCUUCCUGUGGCUGGGGGCAGCUGCGAGCGAGUGGAAGCAGAAGGCCGUGGCCUGGGGCCGGGAGUACCUGAAGACCCACCCAGCAGGGAGGAGCCUGGCCACGCCUAUCGUGCUGGUCAAGCAGGGCCACGAGCCUCCCACCUUCACUGGAUGGUUCCACACCUGGGACCCCUACGAAUGGACCAACAAUCAGUCUUAUGAGGACGUGGUGGAGGGCGGCCUGGGAGCAGUAUCUGCCAUCUCAGAGAUAACCGCACAGGUCAGCAACUUCCGGCUGUCCAGAUGGCCAAGCAAUGGCAGGGCAGGCCCGUUGGCCCUGUGGGCCCUCAAGGGCUCCAAGGACAGCUCCGAGAACGAGCUGGAGCUGGGCCCCAAGGCGGGCAGCGGCCGCAGGAGCACCGGCAGCAGCCCCAGAUCCGUGGCCAGCGGGAGCCUGCCCCGAGAACAGCUGAGGCACCAGGCUGUUGAGGACCUGCCGGAGGGUGUGGACCCGGCCCACAAGGAGUCCUAUCUCUCAGACUCUGAUUUCCAAGAUACCUUUGGGAAGUCCAAGGAGGAGUUCUGCGGCAUGGCCAAGUGGAGCAAGCAGCAGCUCGGCUUCUUCUGAACCCCGGCCCUGCCGGCUCCAUCUACGCGGCCAAGACGCCUGCCUGCGGGCACCUCCCCUACACACAUAUGAGCCCC
This is a messenger RNA of Mesoplodon densirostris (Blainville's beaked whale), 2789 nucleotides long. RefSeq names its product villin like (gene VILL). Gene Ontology annotation, cellular component: cytoplasm; actin cytoskeleton. Lineage: Eukaryota; Metazoa; Chordata; Mammalia; Artiodactyla; Ziphiidae. The record is from RefSeq and is a predicted model, not a curated record. Gene Ontology annotation, biological process: cytoskeleton organization; barbed-end actin filament capping; actin polymerization or depolymerization. Gene Ontology annotation, molecular function: actin filament binding; phosphatidylinositol-4,5-bisphosphate binding.